CGCGGGCGUCCCCCAGGCUCCGCCAGUGGAAGGCGCGGGCAGCAGCGUCUCCGAGUGGCCGCGGCGGUGGGCUGUGCCCGAGUCUCCUCCCUUUGGCUGGCCGCAGGACUGCAGCCCCGGUGUCACCGCCGCCGCCAUGGCCCCGCAGCAGCUCUUCCGCGCGCUGGUGUCGGCUCAGUGGGUUGCCGAGGCGCUGCGGGUGCCACGCGCAGGGCAGCCCCUACAGCUGCUCGAUGCCUCCUGGUACCUGCCCAAAUCGGGCCGCGACGCGCGCCGCGAGUUCGAUGAGCGCCACAUCCCGGGCGCCGCCUUCUUCGACAUCGACCAGUGCAGCGACCGCACGUCGCCCUACGACCACAUGAUGCCCAGCGCGGCGCAGUUCGCCGAGUACGUGGGCCACCUGGGUGUGGGCGCCGCCACGCAUGUCGUGGUCUACGACGCCAGCGACCAGGGACUCUUCUCGGCGCCACGCGUCUGGUGGAUGUUCCGCGCCUUCGGCCACCGCGCGGUGUCGCUGCUCGACGGCGGCCUCCGCAACUGGCUGCGCCAGGGCCUCCCGCUGAGCUCGGAGAAGAGCCGCCCGGUGCCUGCAGAGUUCCGCGCGGCGCUGGACCCCGCCUUCAUCAAACUGUAUGAGGACAUCAAGGAGAACAUCGAAUCCCGGCGCUUCCAGGUGGUGGACGCCCGGGCCGCCGGCCGGUUCCGGGGCGUUGAUCCCGAGCCUAGAGAUGGCAUCGAACCUGGCCACAUCCCCGGCACUGUGAACAUCCCCUUCACGGACUUCCUGACCGAGGAGGGCUUGGAGAAGAGCCCCGAGGAGAUCCGCCGCCUGUUCCAGGACAAGAAGGUGGACUUGUCCCAGCCGUUGGUGGCCACAUGUGGCUCCGGCGUCACAUCCUGCCAUGUGGCACUGGGGGCCUACCUCUGCGGCAAGCCUGACGUGGCCGUCUAUGACGGCUCCUGGGUGGAGUGGUACAUGCGUGCCGAGCCCGAGGAUGUCAUUUCCGAGGGCCGGGGGAAGACCCGCUGAGGCUGAGCAGGACGUGACUCAGGAAGCUCAGGCAACGCCUGGCCACCAGCUGUGCCUAGGUUUUUCUUCUGAUGCUGCUUUGACCAGGAGAGCGUUUCUUCCUCCCACUCAGGUGGCACAUAGGACAACAUCCCAGAGGCCAGGAGUCCUUGACUCAUGGGCUCCUAGUGGAGGCAGGAGAGAAGGUGGCGGUGGGCACAGAGGAAGGGGAGCUGCCCACAUGGUGCUGAGCUGGGCCCCACCUCCCUUCUGUGUUAUUAUUGAGAAAAUAAAAUAGCCAAGUGCUAAAUGCUUCUAA
Molecule: messenger RNA, 1328 nt
Organism: Hipposideros armiger (great roundleaf bat)
Lineage: Eukaryota; Metazoa; Chordata; Mammalia; Chiroptera; Hipposideridae
Gene: MPST
Product: mercaptopyruvate sulfurtransferase
Exons: 3
Coding region: 137-1030 (297 amino acids)
Cellular component (GO): mitochondrion
Molecular function (GO): thiosulfate-cyanide sulfurtransferase activity
Source: RefSeq, a predicted model, not a curated record